Molecule: messenger RNA, 2103 nt
Organism: Nannospalax galili (Upper Galilee mountains blind mole rat)
Lineage: Eukaryota; Metazoa; Chordata; Mammalia; Rodentia; Spalacidae
Gene: Actl7b
Product: actin like 7B
Exons: 1
Coding region: 763-2016 (417 amino acids)
Cellular component (GO): nucleus; cytoplasm
Source: RefSeq, a predicted model, not a curated record
CCCAAAUCCAAUCUUAGACCUUGCCCUCAGCUGUGUGUGCUUUGUAAAUGACAGUCACUACAGUGGUGGGUUCCUUCAAGAAGGUAGCUGUAGAUCCUCCUGGCGUUAGAUGUGAGUAGAAAUGGGCUGAAGGAUGGCAGCGUUAUUACGGAAUGCUUUGGGCCUAGUGGUAUGGAAGGGGAAAAGUUCAUGAGCUUUGUGAUUUUAAUGAAAGCAGCCAUUGGGAGGAAGGUACUUUUGAGGCCUUCAAGGCCUUUAUUUAGGUAGGCCUUGUGUUGGAUGAACUUCCGUUAAAGUACAACCACAAGCUGUUUGCUCUUGGGCACUCAAGUGAAUUCUGAACUGCUACUGAGUUCUUGCUUAGCCUCUGGGAUUCUGCAAAAUACCAUACAUGAUGUACCUGGUUCGGUGCUUGACUUACUGUAGGGUAGGGACACAAAUUAAUCACUGCCAAGGACAGGAAAAUGAAAGGUGUGCAGUGAGUGACUGGGAAUAGUUAGGCCAGGGGAUGUAAGGAGAGGGAGCAGAAACUCCCAGCUCAGUAUGUUUGGGUUCCAAAACUGGGGGUCACUUGCUCUGGCCCCGAAGCAAACAAUUACCUGGUUGGGGAGUGGGGACCAAGCCCUCUCCCCCUUCUUAUCGUUUGAAUGGACCAGUCCUGGUGACAUCACAGCCCUAAGCGGUUGCCAAGGGACCGCUGGAGGUGGGCUUUCAUUUCUCCCUAGGAGCUCUGGGAUGUGGAUGUAAGGUGAAGGAAGGCAGAUGGCGACAAAGAGCCCUAGUCCCAUGCCCAUGGGCACAGCUCAGGAUGACCCUGGAGAGGCGGGCACACUGCCAGGUCCUGAGGCUGGCAUCCAGGACACAGGUUCCACCACUCAACUGAAGGCGAAGCCUAAAAAAGUACGUAAGAUCAAGGCGCUGGUCAUUGACCUGGGCUCCCAGUACUGCAAGUGCGGCUACGCCGGAGAGCCGAGGCCUACCUACUUUAUCUCCUCCACUGUGGGCAAGCGCAGUGCGGAGAUGGCCGCGGACACCGGAGACACGUUCAAGGAGACCUAUGUGGGCCACGAACUGCUCAACAUGGAGGCUUCCCUGAAGCUGGUGAACCCGCUGAAGCAUGGAGUCGUGGUGGACUGGGACUGCGUCCAGAACAUCUGGGAGUACAUCUUCCACACGGCCAUGAAGAUCCUCCCAGAGGAGCACGCGGUGCUGGUCUCCGACCCUCCGCUCAGCCCCAUCAGCAACCGGGAGAAGUAUGCCGAGCUCCUGUUCGAGACCUUCUGCAUUCCCGCCAUGCAUGUGACCUCCCAGGCGUUGCUAUCCAUCUACUCAUACGGCAAGACCUCGGGGCUGGUGGUGGAGAGCGGGCACGGCGUUUCACACGUGGUACCCAUCUCCGAGGGUAAUGUGCUGCCUGGCCUGCCGAGCCACGCCGAUUACGCCGGCUGCGACCUCACCAACUACCUCCUGCAGCUGCUCAAUGAGGCGGGCCACAAGUUCUCGGAUGACCACCUGCACAUCGUAGAACACAUUAAGAAAAACUGCUGCUAUGCGGCACUGCUGCCGGAGGAGGAGCUCGCUCUGGGCCUGGAGGAGCUGCGCGUGGACUACGAGCUCCCCGAUGGCAAGGUCAUCACCAUCGGCCAGGAGCGCGUCCGCUGCUCCGAGAUGCUCUUCCAGCCCUCCCUGGUGGGCUGCACCCAGCCAGGGCUCCCCGAGCUCACAGCCGCCUGCCUGGGCCGCUGCCAAAACACAGGCUUCAAGGAGGAGAUGGCUGCCAACGUGCUGCUGUGCGGCGGCUGUACCAUGCUGGACGGCUUCCCCGAGCGCUUCCAGAGGGAGCUGAGCCUCCUGUGUCCCGGGGACAACCCCACAGUGGCGGCUGCUCCCGAGAGGAAGACAUCGGUGUGGACCGGCGGCUCCAUCCUGGCUUCUUUGCAGGCCUUCCAGCAGCUCUGGGUCAGCAAGGAAGAGUUUGAAGAGCGGGGCUGUGCGGCCAUCUACUGCAAGUGCUAAGGGGCGGGCCCCAUAGGCGAGGGCUGGAGAGUCGCCGCCCUGGCCACUCUAUACCUUUACAGAAUUUCACAUAAAAGUUUAAUGUGU